Messenger RNA from Colletotrichum scovillei, 2346 nucleotides. Its product is annotated as major facilitator superfamily transporter. The transcript has 3 exons. The record is from RefSeq and is a predicted model, not a curated record. Gene Ontology annotation, biological process: transmembrane transport. Gene Ontology annotation, molecular function: transmembrane transporter activity. The coding region runs from base 763 to 2346 and encodes 527 amino acids. Lineage: Eukaryota; Fungi; Ascomycota; Sordariomycetes; Glomerellales; Glomerellaceae.
AACAUCUCAUCCUUCCUCCGUCUUCGAAGCCAAAACUUUAAGCCUCCCACCUGUUUACGUGCCACCAGACUUACACCGUUGGCAUCGAAGCUUCACGCCAGUCAUCGGCCUUGCGGAUCCCUAUAAUCGGCGUGUCGGAAUCACAAAAUAUUUAUCUUCCCUGCAAUGCUGAGGAAUCGAUGCCGACUCCCCGUCAAACAUGAGGGUGCGCUCUCCUCCAUCAAGCAAUGUCGAUGACGCACGAAGCAUGUCUCUCCCCAAUCUCGGCUCAGGGAUGCACCCAACAAAUAAGGUACGGUCAGCUCGAACCGGACGAGACAAUGCGCAGCCUGCCGGGUUACGAGCAGAUCCCCCACACGUUAAACCCACCAGGAUCGUUCGGCUCCCCUCCACCGUAGCGAAGCCGUAGUCAAACACUGGAAUAAAGUGCAGAUCGGCAUGCGUUCCGACUGCCGUUUGGUCAGCAAAGCCAAUCAAGACCGCAGAGACGCUUCACCGGACGGAUUGCGCCAUUCGAGCUGAGUGCGACGUGGGAGCUGCCGCCGUCUGAAUGCCUUGAGCCAUAGGUGACACCCAAAACCUACAAAGUGUGGCGACCGCGUUCUGUUCAUAUGGCUGGUCUCGGCUCUCCACAUUCAAGCCCUGAAACCUUCAAGACUCUUUGCUCAUUCGGAAGGACGUCAAGAUUGCCUCAGACAGAUUGACUUUCGCGUGGUUUUGCAGUCUCUCUCUUUCAAUAGGCAUAUAUUGAGUCGCUUCGAGAUGGGCACCGAUACAGAUCCCACGCGGAAGCUCGACACGGCGCAAAAGGUCGACUCGCAUUCUGGUGCAGCCCACGAUGGCAGCAUUGACAUCCACGGCAUUGACGAUGCUGCCAUCAUUCCCAAGGGUGCCCUAGACCCUGUCUACGAGGCUAAAGCCCGUGUACUGAAUCGCGCUAUUCAAGAUAUCGGUAUGGGCUGGUACCAGUGGCAGCUCUUCAUCGUCGUCGGAUUCGGAUGGGCAAGCGACAACCUUUGGCCAAUAGUCACGUCACUCAUCUUCACUCCGAUUACCAACGAAUUCGGUCCUUCUCGUCCGCCUCUACUUACGCUAUCGCAAAACAUCGGCCUUCUGGCAGGUGCCAUGUUCUGGGGCUUUGGCUGCGACUUGUUUGGGAGAAAAGUGGCUUUCAACCUGACCCUCGGUCUGACUGCUCUCUGGGGUAUGGCUGCUGCUGGUGCGCCCAGCUUCGCAGGCAUCGGCAUCUUCGCGGCCUUCUGGUCCUUCGGCGUCGGGGGCAACCUCCCUGUCGAUUCAGCCAUCUUUCUCGAGUUCCUCCCAGGAACCCAUCAAUACCUAUUGACAGUCCUUUCCAUCGACUGGGCCAUUGCCCAAGUCAUUGCGACUCUCAUCGCGUGGCCGCUUCUAGGCAACCUCACCUGCCAAGAAGGCGCGACUUGCACCAAAGCCAACAACAUGGGUUGGCGAUACUUCUUGAUCACCAUCGGCGGCCUAACUCUGAUCAUGUUCUUGAUUCGAUUCGUCCUCUUUACGAUCUACGAGUCGCCCAAAUAUCUCAUGGGCAAAGGCCGCGACGAAGAUGCCGUCCGAAUCGUUCACGAAGUUGCAAGGCGAAACGGGAAGCUCACGUCGUUGUCUAUAGAGGAUCUGAAGGCGUGCGAGCCCGAAGGAUACGUCGCGCACACCGAUGCUGCCACAGCGGUCAAACGAAACCUGGAGAAGCUCGAUCUUAGCCGUAUACGUGUGCUUUUCUCUACCCGACGCCUGGCUCUGAGUACUGGCACAAUCAUGGCCAUUUGGGCGUUGAUCGGCCUAGGAUAUCCUCUCUACAACGCCUUCAUACCGUAUAUUCAGGCCACCCGUGGAGCGGAACUGGGCGAUGGAAGCACCUACUUGACCUACCGUAACAGUCUGAUCAUCGCGGUGCUGGGCGUACCCGGAGCGCUGCUGGGUGGCUGGCUGGUUGAGCUGCCUGCGCUGGGGCGCAAAGGCACCCUUGCCAUCAGCACUGUUGCAACCGGAGUCUUCCUUUACUGUUCGACGACGGCUAUGACUAGCAAUGCGCUGCUUGGAUGGAAUUGCGCCUUUAACUUUUGCAGCAACGUCAUGUACGCGGUGCUCUACGGCUUUACCCCGGAGCUCUUCCCCACUCCGCAGCGCGGCACCGGCAACGCGCUCACGGCGACCUGCAACCGCAUCUUCGGGAUCAUGGCUCCCAUUGUCGCCAUGUUCGCUAAUUUAAAGACGUCGGCUCCCGUCUACACCAGCGGCGCGCUCUUCAUCGCAGCUGGACUUUUGGUGCUUAUAUUGCCGUUUGAGUCGCGCGGAAAGGCCGCUUUGUAA